Funneliformis geosporum is the source of this 1152-nucleotide messenger RNA. NCBI's taxonomy places the organism in Eukaryota, Fungi, Glomeromycota, Glomeromycetes, Glomerales, Glomeraceae. The record is from the annotation of a GenBank genome assembly.
AUGCCACAUUUCAACUUUUUUAAAAAAAAGAAUACGCAGAGCAGAUUAUCCAUAAAUGGUAACUUUAAUAAUAUAAAUACAUCGACCUCUCUUGGUUUAACCGUUGGCGAUUUACCUAACAAUAAUACCAUUGCGACCGUCGAUGUUGAUGUACAAAAAGUUAGAAAAAAUGGCAAAAGGAAAAAGAAUUGGAAGAAUGCAUUGAUAAGUCUAGAUGAUCAUGCUACAAAAUGUUCGGUUGCAUCAUCAUCGACCAUCAAAUCCAACCAGAAAAAUGAUUCCGAAAACGUCGCGGAAAAAGUUCAUGUAAUUUCAAGAUUUAUUUCAACAAAAGCGGAUGAUUCAGAUAUUCUAUUACAGGAAGAUUCACUUGACGAAGAAUUCGAUAAUGUGGAAAAUGAUAAAACGAAAACUACAUUAAUUGAAAGAUAUGCUAUCAUUCCAAGGAGAUCUUCUGAAACAGAGGUAUUAGCCAGAAAAGGAAGAUUCACCAUAAUAAGAGAAGCUGAUAACAAUAAUAAUGUUUCUUCACGAACGGGAGAAAGUCGUAAAUCACUUUCUUCGUCCUAUUCAUCAUGUUGUACGAUAUCACAAUCACGAUCCAGUAGUUGUUCAAGUCUUCUGGUGUCUUUGUCCGAUUCACCCGAUUCACCUGUCUUUAAAGGAUCAAUAAAAAUAAGAAGUCACGAGCAACUCUCACCAAUCUCAACUUAUUACUCGAAUUCUCCUAUAUAUUCUUCUCCUUUAUCGUCAAAUUAUUAUCACUACAAUAGUAAAAGUCCACGUAGAGCAUCUGAUUCAUUCGCUCAUCAUCAAAAUAAUUUGGUACAAUUCAAUAACAAAUCAUUACCUUCAUCGUAUCCUUCUCAUAAACCGACCUUAUAUAUCUUAUCAACAUCAUUACCCAGACAAAACUUCAUAUCACAAAACACCACUUGUUCAUCUCCAACCUCCUUACCACAAUUAUCACCAGCCCCAACUCCAACUCUUAUCUCUUCAUCACUUAAACAAUACCCUUUCACCACUCCAUCAGGCAGGAAAUUUGAAUUAGAAGGCUCUUAUUUUCCAAAUAAUUCAACAUCUUCAUCUGGUUCUAAUAAUAAUUUUGGUUCAAAAAGAAGAAGACAAUUUAUUAUAGAAACUUUUGAAUGA